UGUGCUGUUGGUUUGGUUUAGGGCCGCUCUGCUGCUCGGGAGGAGGAGGAGGAAAGCCCAGGCUGGCUCUGGUUGUGAUGCCGCUGGAUGAUGGCUGCUUUCGGGAUAUUAAGUUACGAACACCGGCCUUUAAAGCGGCCCAGACUCGGCCCUCCAGAUGUAUACCCACAAGAUCCAAAGCAAAAAGAGGAUGAAUUAACUGCCCUGAAUGUGAAGCAAGGAUUUAAUAACCAACCUGCAGUGUCAGGGGAUGAACAUGGAAGUGCAAAAAAUGUCAAUUUCAACCCCUCCAAGAUCAGUUCCAACUUCAGCAGUAUCAUUGCGGAAAAGUUGCGCUACAAUACGUUCCCAGACACAGGGAAACGCAAACCACAGGUCAACCAAAAGGAUAAUUUUUGGCCCCUCACUGCUAGGUCACAGAGCUCUAUCAAUAAUUGGUUUACAGACUUAGCAGGAACUAAACCUCUGACACAACUGGCUAAGAAGGUCCCAACUUUCAGCAAAAAGGAAGAGGUUUUUGGAUACUUGGCUAAGUAUUCAGUCCCUGUUAUGCGAUCUGCCUGGAUGAUAAAAAUGACAUGUGCUUAUCAUGCAGCCAUCACUGAAACAAAAGUUAAGAAAAGGCAUGUGAUUGACCCUUGUAUAGAAUGGACACAGAUCAUUACCAAGUACCUAUGGGAACAGCUGCAGAAAGUGGCUGAGUUCUACAGGCAGUUUCCCAAUCAAGGCUGUAGCUCACCUCUGCCAGCCCCACCUCCUGAUGUGGAGCAAGCCAUGAAACAGUGGGAAUACAAUGAAAAACUUGCCAUGUUUAUGUUUCAAGAUGGCAUGCUAGACAGACAUGAGUUUUUGACAUGGGUGCUGGAAUGCUUUGAAAAGGUGCGACCAGGUGAAGAUGAACUGCUCCGACUCCUAUUGCCUCUUUUACUACAGUACUCAGGGGAAUUCGUCCAGUCAGCUUACUUGUCACGAAGACUGGCAUAUUUCUGCACACGGCGCCUCAACCUGUUGCUUAGCGACGGGAGCUCUGGCACAGGAGGACAUCCAGCUCAUGGCAUUUUGACACAGCAAGGGAACGCCCUGCCCCCCACCCCGACAUCCCAGCCCGCAGGAGGGAGCCAGGCCCAGACACCAUUUACAGACUUUUACAACUGCCCUCUGCACAGGCCUCUGGUUUUUGGGCUCAGUUGUAUGUUACAGAGUAUAGCACUGUGUUGUCCCAGUGCUCUUGUGUGGCACUAUUCGCUGACAGAUAGCCGAAACAAGACUGGUUCUCCUUUGGACCUUCUGCCUAUUGCCCCAUCCAGCCUGCCAAUGCCAGGGGGCAACACCACAUUCACCCAGCAGGUCCGGUCCAAACUGAGAGAAAUUGAGGAACAGAUCAAAGAAAGAGGCCAGGCAGUGGAGUUCAGGUGGUCUUUUGAUAAAUGCCAAGAGACUACAGCAGGUUUCACAAUUGGGAGAGUUCUUCACACCCUUGAGGUUUUGGACAACCACAGUUUUGAAAAGUCAGACUUUAGCAACUCUUUAGACUCCCUUUACAAUCGGAUAUUUGGGUCUGGGCAGAGCAAAGAUGGUCAUGAGAUGUCCCCAGAUGAUGAUGCUGUGGUGACUUUACUUUGUGAAUGGGCCGUUUGUUGUAAACGCUCAGGCAGACACAGGGCCAUGGUGGUUGCGAAGCUGCUGGAAAAAAGACAAGCUGAAAUAGAAGCAGAGAGGUGUGGUGAGUCCGAGGUGGUGGACGAGAAAGGCUCUGUGUCCUCUGGCUCGCUCUCCGCUGCCACACUACCAGUCUUUCAAGAUGUGCUGCUCCAGUUUCUAGACACUCAAGCUCCCACUCUGAGUGAGCCUGGCAAUGAAAGCGAACGAGUGGAGUUCUCGAACCUGGUCCUGCUCUUCUACGAGCUCAUCCGCCACGAUGUCUUCUCUCACAACAUCUACAUGUGUACUCUCAUCUCCCGUGGCGACCUGGCCUUGGACGCCCACAUGCCCCGCCCCCGUUCCCCCAGUGACGAGCCCUUGGAUGAGUCAGAGCGCAAGGAGCAGGAUGCCAACAGCAGUGUCAAAAUGGAGGACACUGGCCAUUCUGAGUCCAUGGAAAUUGAUCACAACUCUAGUGCUAACUUUGACGAGAUGUUCUCUCCUACCAUGCACUGUGAGUCUAAGGGCAGUCCAUCUCCUGAGAAACCCACUCCAGAUCAAGACAGCAAGGCAGGGAUCAAAGACAAGAGUCUGGACCCGGCCUUCCCUCAACUGUAUGAGCAACCGCGCCACAUUCAAUAUGCCACACACUUCCCGAUUCCUCAGGAGGAGAGUGCCAGCCAUGAGUGCAACCAGCGGUUAGUGGUCCUUUAUGGAGUUGGCAAACAAAGAGAUGAGGCAAGACACACCAUCAAGAAAAUAACCAAAGAUAUCUUGAAGGUCUUAAAUCGCAAAAGCACUGCAGAAACAGGAGGUGAGGAAGGGCAAAAGAGGAAGAGGAGUAAGCCUGAGGCCUUUCCUACAGCUGAGGAUAUCUUCUCCAAAUUCCAGCAUCUCUCCCACUUUGACCAGCACCAGGUCACCUCCCAGGUGUUCAAAAAUGCAUUUGAACAGAUCACCAGCUUUGCCUCAGGGAUGUCCUAUCACCUGCCUCUUGUCCAGCACAUUCAGUUCAUCUUUGACCUCAUGGAGUACUCCCUCAACAUUAGUGGCCUCAUAGACUAUGCUAUUCAGAUUUUAAAUGAGUUAAGUUUGGUGGAAGCAGAGCUGAUCCUCAAGUCGUCUAGUCUGGUGGGCAGCUACACCAUCAACCUCUGUCUGUGCAUUGUAGCUGUCCUCAGAAGGUACCACUCCUGUCUCAUUCUCAACCCAGAGCAGGCAGCAACAGUCUUUGAUGGAUUACGCAUUGUGGUCAAAUCUGGAGUGAAUCCAGCAGACUGUUCCUCAGCUGAGCGCUGCAUCUUGGCCUAUUUGUAUGACCUCUACACUUCCUGUAGUCACCUUAAGAGCAAGUUUGGGGAGAUUUUCAGUGAGUUUUGUUCCAGAGUGAAGAACUCCAUUUACUGCAACAUUGAUCCAUCUGACUCAAAUAUGCUGUGGGACCAAUUAUUCAUGGUGGAGGCCAUUGCCAAUCCCUUGGCUCACAAUUUUAAUCACUCAAUGGUGGGCAAGAUUCUCAAUGACAGCCCCGCCAACCGCUACAGCUUUGUGUGUAACGUUCUUAUGGUUGUGUGCAUGGAUCACAGAGAUCCUGAGAGGGUCAAUGAUAUCGGGAUCCUCUGUGCAGAACUAACAGCAUAUUGUCGUUCACUGAGUGCCGAAUGGCUUGGUGUUCUUAAGGCUCUGUGCUGCUCCUCCAACAAUGGCAACUGUGGAUUCAAUGAUUUGCUCUGUAAUGCAGAUGUUAGCGAUUUGUCAUUCCAUGACUCUCUGGCGACCUUUGUAGCCAUCCUGAUUGCUAGACAGUGCUUACUUCUUGAAGACCUGGUUCGCUGUGUUGCUAUUCCUUCCCUCCUCAAUGCAGCUUGUAGUGAACAAGAUUCUGAGCCAGGAGCAAGACUCACCUGCCGAAUUCUUCUGCACCUGUUUAAAACCCCCCAACGUAACCCAGUCCCCCAAGAUGGCAUCAAAUCUGAUAAUUCUUCUGUAGGUAUCAGGUCUUCAUGUGAUAGACACCUCCUUGCUGCUUCUCAGAACAGCAUAGUGGUUGGAGCAGUGUUUGCUGUGUUGAAAGCCGUGUUUAUGCUUGGUGAUGCAGAACUAAGAGGCUCUUCACUCUCUCAUAACACUGGCCUUGAUGACAUAUCAGAGGGUUGUAAUGUCUCUAUUGAAACUGCCAGUCUAGAUGUGUAUGCUAAAUAUGUUCUGAAGACCAUUUGUCAGCAGGAAUGGGUUGGAGAGCGCUGUUUGAAGUCCCUUUCAGAGGAUAGCAGUGCCCUACAGGACCCAGUUCUUGUAAACAUCCAAGCCCAGAGGCUACUGCAGCUCAUCUGUUACCCCCAUCGCCAGCUGGACAGCGAUGAUGGAGACAACCCUCAGAGACAGCGCAUCAAACGAAUCCUCCAGAACAUGGACCAAUGGACAAUGAGGCAGUCAUCUCUUGAGUUACAGCUGAUGAUUAAACAGAGUUCCAACAAUGAGCUAUAUUCACUGUUGGAGAAUAUUGCUAAGGCCACUAUAGAAGUUUUUCAAAAAUCAGCUGAGAUGAACUCCAGUAACCCCUCAGGGAAUGGAGCAGCUGCACAAGGCGGUUCUUCUUCCAGCACCAGUAGCACUACAAGCAAGAUGAAACCUAUUCUCAGCUCAUCGGAGCGGUCUGGCGUGUGGCUUGUGGCCCCACUGAUAGCCAAACUCCCCACUACAGUUCAAGGCCAUGUACUUAAAGCAGCAGGGGAAGAACUGGAGAAGGGACAGCACCUGGGCUCUUCCUCGCGUAAAGAGCGUGAUAGGCAGAAGCAGAAGAGUAUGUCUCUGUUGAGCCAGCAGCCCUUCCUGUCAUUGGUGCUGACCUGUUUAAAGGGUCAGGAUGAACAAAGGGAGGGUCUGCUGACCUCACUCUACAGCCAGGUGCAGCAGAUCGUCACCAACUGGAGAGAGGACCAGUACCAGGAUGACUGCAAGGCCAAGCAGAUGAUGCACGAGGCACUCAAACUACGGCUUAAUCUUGUGGGUGGCAUGUUUGACACGGUGCAGCGUAGCACCCAGCAGACGACUGAGUGGGCGGUUCUACUCCUUGACAUCAUCAGCAGUGGCACAGUGGAUAUGCAGUCGAAUAAUGAACUCUUCACAACAGUGUUGGACAUGUUGAGUGUGCUUAUAAAUGGUACACUGGCUGCUGAUAUGUCUAGUAUCUCACAGGGAAGCAUGGAGGAGAAUAAGAGAGCUUAUAUGAAUCUGGUCAAAAAGCUCAGGAAAGAGCUUGGAGAUCGACAAUCUGAAAGUUUGGAAAAAGUUCGUCAGCUUUUGCCACUGCCUAAGCAAACACGUGACGUCAUAACCUGUGAACCUCAGGGCUCUCUUAUCGACACCAAGGGAAACAAAAUAGCUGGUUUUGAAAAGGAGGGUCUUCAAGUUUCUACAAAACAAAAGAUUUCUCCUUGGGAUGUCUUUGAAGGGCUCAAACACUCUGCUCCCCUCUCCUGGGGGUGGUUUGGUACUGUGCGUGUAGAUCGUAAAGUCACUAAGUUUGAAGAGCAGCAGCGUUUGUUGCUCUACCACACUCACUUGAAACCAAAACCACGGAGCUACUACUUGGAGCCCCUCCCUCUUCCUCCAGAGGAGGAGGAACCUCUGACUCCUGUCUCCCAAGAGCCUGAUAAGAAAAUGAUGGAGGCAGGGAAAUCUGAAAAGAAUGUUCCAAAUGUCACUUCUGAUUCCAGUAAAAGGAAGGUAAAUAAGAAAAAGAAGCCUCCUUCAACCAAGACUGAGGACUAUGUGAACCGCACUCCCGGUGGUGUCCCCUAUGGAACAAGUAUGCCCACAGACAUAAUGCAAUCUCCAUAUGGCAGAAUGCCUUAUGCUCAGCAGAGCAUGGGCAUAUACACUCAGAACCAGCCUCUGCCUCCAGGUGGUCCUGGCCUAGAUCCUCCAUAUAGACCACCACGUAAUCCUCAGAUGAACAAGAUGAUGCCCACACGGCCCAGUUACCAAGGCAUGAUGUCCGGUAUGCAGCCAAACAUGCCCAGCAUGAUGGGAAUGGACAAGCAAUAUUCUAUGGGAUAUAAGCCUCAGCCCAGUGGGCCACAGCUGCUGAGGGCCCAGCUACAGGUCAGACUGAAUCACAACGUGAUGGGUCAGAUGAGGCAGAUCAAUCCUAACCAACAAUAUGGUUCAAUGCAAGCAAAUCAGAACAUAUCCCAGGGCUACACCUCAUAUGGAACGCACAUGGGGAUGCAGCAACAUCCUCCUCAAGGUAGUGGGAUGGUCCCUUCUUCUUAUGGAAACCAGAACUUCCAGGGAAGUCAUCCUGGAGCCAACCCACCCAUGGUAGAUCCCCUCCGGCAAAUGCAACCACGGCCCAGUGGUUAUGUGCACCAGCAGGCACCCAACUAUACCCAUAACAUCCAGAGGUUUAGUCAUCAACCAAUGCAGCAGAAUCCUAUCAUGCAUGGCCUUGCUCACAUGGGAGCCCAGGGUGUCCAUCCCAACAUUAGGCCAUCUAAUCAGAUGCUCGCAGAACAACAGCAGCAGCAGCAACAGCAACAAGCAGCAGCUGCACAGCAGCAGCAGUACCUCAGACAGCAAGCACUCAGACAGCAGGCCCAGCAAGCGCAGCAGCAGCAGCAGCAGCAGCAGCAGCAGCAGCAGCAACAGCAGCAGCAGCAGCAGCAACGGCAGCAGGUGCAACCGCAGCAGGUCGCUCCCCAGCAGCAGGUCCCACAGCAACAGCAGGUGUCUGCAGUGCCCCCUCCUGGUCAGGCACCAAACCAGGGCCUGGGCAUGCAACCCUUGUUUCAGAGACAAGGAAUGCAACAGACUCAACAGCAGCAACAGACAGCUGAGUUGGUCAGGCAGUUACAGCAGCAGCUUUCUAAUUCACAACCUGGGCAGAGCAACAAUUCUUAUCAUGCAUAUUAAACAGCAGACAGGAGUGGUCAUACUAGUAACUGUGGAUGAAGACAGAUGGUAUUAAAUCGAUCGAAUAAUACAGUUUUGACCAGUGGUAUCAGCAAGUUUGUGAUUAUCAAUUUCUUUGGAAGGAUUCAUUUAGCUUUGAAUUAAAUGGAUAAUGGCUAAUAUUGGAGAACCUAUGUAAAAAAAAAAAAAUCUAGAAAUUAUAAGAAUAAUUCAUUUUUAUUUUAUUUCAAUUUGUAAAUUUUUUUUUUUUUCAGUUUUGUGUAUUUCUCAUUAAAUAAUCAUGCCAGUUUUUA
This is a messenger RNA of Periophthalmus magnuspinnatus, 6851 nucleotides long. It is a transcript of the gene med12, whose product is annotated as mediator complex subunit 12. Gene Ontology annotation, cellular component: mediator complex. The coding region runs from base 88 to 6558 and encodes 2156 amino acids. Gene Ontology annotation, molecular function: beta-catenin binding; transcription coactivator activity. The record is from RefSeq and is a predicted model, not a curated record. The transcript is spliced from 43 exons. NCBI's taxonomy places the organism in Eukaryota, Metazoa, Chordata, Actinopteri, Gobiiformes, Gobiidae. Gene Ontology annotation, biological process: regulation of transcription by RNA polymerase II.